Solea senegalensis (Senegalese sole) is the source of this 1517-nucleotide messenger RNA. RefSeq names its product complement C1q tumor necrosis factor-related protein 7. The record is from RefSeq and is a predicted model, not a curated record. NCBI's taxonomy places the organism in Eukaryota, Metazoa, Chordata, Actinopteri, Pleuronectiformes, Soleidae. Gene Ontology annotation, molecular function: protein binding. The transcript has 3 exons. The coding region runs from base 155 to 1012 and encodes 285 amino acids.
CUGCUGCUGCUGCUGCUGUUCCACGGCUGGAACUCCUUCACAGCUGAGCACAGCUGAGGAACAUGUCGGACAGAUCACAGCAUCACAAAGACCAGGAUCUGAGCAGAUAGGACUGAAAAACAGCUCAGCAGUGAGACCACAGAGAGAUCUGAGGAUGUGGACGUUGAUGGCGGGCGUCUGUCUGUGCCACUGUGUGUGGGGACAACUGUUUGAGACCAAGCCGAAAGGAGCGCCGCGCCUGAUCUGCAGCGUCCCCGGGUCGCCGGGUCUGCCCGGUAAACCCGGUCCCAGCGGACCCCCGGGAGCAGAUGGGAAUGUGGGUAUCCCGGGAAGAGAUGGCAGAGAUGGCAGGAAGGGUGAAAAGGGAGAGAAGGGAGACACAGGGUUGAAGGGCAGAGUCGGUCCCACAGGAAAGAUCGGAGAGCGAGGCGACCGUGGGCCCGCGGGGAAACGAGGCCCCACAGGAGAGGACGGAGACAUGGGCCCUCCCGGUCCUUUGGGGCGUGAAGGACAGAAAGGGGACAAGGGUCAGCGAGGGCCACGUGGCAGCGGGGGAGUGUGCAGAUGUGGCAGCCUUCUGCCCAAAUCCGCCUUCUCUGUGGGAAUCACCAGCAGCUACCCGGCAGAAAACACCCCCAUCAGGUUCAACAAGAUCCUCUUUGACGACGGUGGACACUACAAUCCACAGACGGGCAAGUUUAUCUGCGCGUACCCGGGUGUUUACUACUUCUCAUAUGACAUUACACUGGCCAACAAACACCUGGCCAUCGCUCUGGUGCAGAACGGCCAGUAUCGCGUCAAAACCUUCGACGGCAACACGGGAAAUCACGACGUGGCGUCAGGCUCCACUGUGAUGUACCUGAACCCAGAAGACGAGGUGUGGCUGGAAAUCUUCUACAACGACCAGAACGGUUUAUUUGCAGACCCCGGCUGGGCCGACAGCUUGUUCUCCGGCUUCCUCCUCUACGCUGACACGAACUACUUUGACAUACUGGCGGAGGAUUAUGUGUAGAACCAGGAACUGCUUAUUUUAUUGUUGGUCCCAGACCCUUAUCAGACAAAUCACCUUUCACUGCUGAUUGUUACUGCACUUCAGCCACAUCCCAUUUAUGUUUUUAAAAUCUGAAAACAACAUAUUUAAAUGGAAAUGUGGGAGAUAAAACAACCUGAACUAUUCCUUUAAACAAUCAUACUUGAGUUUGGUUUGGAGGGUUUUGUUUUAGUAUUGUUGUUUUUGUUGUUUUUCACAACAACACAACAACACAACAAUACUAAAACAUGUGACACAAAGAUAAACGUAGAUGUGUUUGGUGAAACCUCAAAUGUUUGUAAUGUGUUAAUGAAGCUUGAAGUUGUGUGUCUGUGUGUGUUAGUGUGUGUGUGUGUGUGUGAUUUCUGGUAUUUUUUUAAAAGAUUGGAGACAAAAUUUUUAUUCAAAGUUUAAUCACAGAUGUACACUGCCUGUAAAGUCGCCACCUAAAAAAAAGGGUCACAUGGUUGGAGCGCCUUUAGCUUUG